This is a messenger RNA of Hypomesus transpacificus, 4553 nucleotides long. Its product is annotated as kinesin heavy chain-like. Gene Ontology annotation, molecular function: microtubule motor activity; ATP binding; microtubule binding. Gene Ontology annotation, biological process: microtubule-based movement. The transcript is spliced from 26 exons. NCBI's taxonomy places the organism in Eukaryota, Metazoa, Chordata, Actinopteri, Osmeriformes, Osmeridae. The coding region runs from base 368 to 3217 and encodes 949 amino acids. The record is from RefSeq and is a predicted model, not a curated record.
GAUACAAGAGUGGUGCUGAUGCAGGGCGGUGAGCGCGCGCAGGAUCAGGAUGAUGCGAUUUCUGAACUCGGGGCACCUUCUGUAGGCUUCUGAAUGGACAUUUUAAGCCGCUCCCUUCAAUACAGACUUUGAUAUCUACUGAGAGAUUUUAGACGAAGGCAAUUGUUCGACUUUUAUUUUACCUAUAUAACGUAGCCUAAUGGGCAACUGAAAAUGAUCUGCCCAUGCCUCUGCCCAGAAGGCGAGAGGUUCAUCGAUGAAGGACGUUUUAUCUGACGCUAUUCAACAGAUCAACACUCGCAGAAUUGGUACACUAGGUCGACUUUAAGUUUUUUGCUGUGGCUUUUGCUUAUCUGCAAAGACAGACAUGGCGGACGCAGCCGAAUGCGGUAUCAAAGUAUUGUGCCGAUUUAGGCCAUUAAAUGAAUCCGAAAUUACAAGAGGAGAUAAGUACAUUCCUAAAUUUAAAGAAGAGGACACCGUGGUUAUAACAAGCAAACCAUAUGUCUUUGACCGCGUCCUUCCCCCAAACACUGCCCAGGAGCAGGUCUACGAUGCGUGUGCCAAGCAGAUUGUUAAAGACGUCCUUGGAGGCUACAAUGGGACCAUCUUUGCUUAUGGGCAAACAUCGUCAGGGAAGACACACACGAUGGAGGGGAAGCUCCAUGACCCCCAGCUGAUGGGCAUCAUCCCCCGCAUCGCCCAUGACAUCUUUGACCACAUCUACUCCAUGGACGAGAACCUGGAGUUCCACAUCAAGGUCUCAUAUUUUGAAAUAUACCUGGACAAGAUCAGAGAUCUGCUUGAUGUUUCAAAGACCAACCUUGCUGUACACGAGGACAAAAACAGGGUGCCCUAUGUCAAGGGCUGUACAGAGCGUUUCGUCUCCAGUCCGGAGGAGGUCAUGGACGUCAUCGAUGAGGGCAAGAAUAACCGACAUGUGGCAGUGACAAACAUGAACGAGCACAGUUCCAGGAGUCACAGCAUCUUCCUGAUCAACAUUAAACAGGAGAACAUCGAGACAGAGAAGAAACUGUCUGGAAAACUCUACCUGGUUGACCUAGCAGGCAGUGAAAAGGUCAGCAAAACUGGGGCGGAAGGAGCCGUGCUGGACGAAGCUAAAAAUAUCAAUAAGUCCCUUUCGGCGCUUGGGAACGUCAUCUCCGCUCUGGCUGAGGGCACCAAAACCCACGUGCCGUACAGAGACAGCAAGAUGACCCGCAUCCUGCAGGACUCCCUGGGGGGCAACUGCCGGACCACCAUCAUCAUCUGCUGCUCCCCCUCUGUCUACAACGAGGCGGAGACCAAGUCCACCCUCAUGUUCGGACAGAGGGCCAAGACCAUCAAGAACACUGUAUCUGUGAACCUGGAGCUGACCGCUGAGGAGUGGAAAAAGAAGUAUGAGAAAGAGAAGGACAAGAACAAGAGCCUGAAGAACAUCAUCCAGCGCCUGGAGGUGGAACUCAACCGCUGGAGGAACGGUGAGAACGUUCCGGAAGAAGAGCAGCUGAGUGCCAAGGACCAGAAGAACCAAGAGCCCUGCGACAACACGCCGGUCAUCGACAACCAGGUCCUGGCCAGCAGCGCCGUCUCGAGUGAGGAGAAGAGCAAGUAUGAGGAGGACAUCAGCAACCUCUACAAGCAGCUGGACGACAAGGAUGAUGAGAUCAACCAGCAGAGUCAGCUGGUGGAGAAGCUGAAGGAACAGAUGCUGGACCAGGAAGAGCUGCUGGCGUCAACAAAGUUGGACUACGUGAAGGUGCAGGACAUCCUGACGCGCCUGCAGCAGGAGAACGAGGCAGCCAAGGAGGAGGUGAAGGAGGUGCUGCAAGCCCUGGAGGAGCUGGCCGUCAACUACGACCAGAAGAGCCAGGAGGUGGAGGACAGGAGCCGCUCCAAUCACCAGCUGACAGAGGAGCUGGUCCAGAAGACCGCGGGGCUCGUGGAGGUGCAGAGGGAGCUGGCUCAUCUCCAGGAGCUCAGUGGUCACCAGAAGAAGAGAGCGUCUGAAAUCCUCAACCUGCUGCUGAGGGAACUCAGCGAUAUAGGGAGCAUCAUCGGCGCCCACGACGUCAAGAUGACUUCAGAGGGGAACGGUAACGGUAACGGGGUAGCUAUCGAGGAAGAGUUCACCAUGACCCGUCUCUACAUCAGCAAGAUGAAGUCAGAGGUCAAGUCGCUGGUCAACCGCAGCAAGCAGCUGGAGACGGCCCAGGCAGACUCCAGCCGCAAGAUGCAGGCCAACGAGAAGGAGCUGGCCUCCUGCCAGUUACUCAUCUCCCAGCACCAGGCGAAGAUCAAGUCCCUGAUGGACUACAUGCAGAACAUGGAGCAGAAGAAGAGACAGCUGGAGGAGACCCAGGAUACUCUCACAGAGGAGCUGGCCAAGCUCCACGCUCAGGAGAAAAUGCACGUGGUGUCGGACAAGGAGAAGGAGAGCGUGAGCAGGCUGGAGGGAGAGGAGGAGAUCAAGAAGACCCUGGAGGAGCAGAUGGAGUGCCACCGAGAGGCCCACCAGAAGCAGCUGUCUCGCCUGCGCGACGAGAUCGAGGACAAGCAGAGGCUGCUGGACAAGCUCACCGAUCUGAACCAAGGACUACUGCUGGAGCAAGAGAGGAUGAUGUCUGAUUAUGAAAAACUCAAAGCAGAGGAACAGGAGAAAGACGCCAAACUUCAGAACCUUAUGCUCCUAAAUGAACAGAAGGAGCAGGCCCAGGAAGACCUUAAGGGACUGGAGGAGACUGUGGCAAAAGAGCUGCAGACUCUGCAUAACUUGCGCAAAAUCUUUGUACAAGACCUCACAACACGCGUCAAGAAGAGUGCCGAGCUGGACUGUGAAGAUGGAGUGGGCAGCGCCGCUCAGAAACAGAAAAUCUCCUUCCUGGAGAACAACCUGGAGCAGCUCACCAAAGUCCACAAGCAGCUGGUCCGUGACAACGCAGACCUGCGCUGCGAGCUGCCCAAGCUGGAGAAGCGUCUGCGGGCCACUGCAGAACGGGUCAAGGCCCUGGAGAACGCCCUGAAGGAGGCCAAGGAGAACGCCAUGAGGGACCGUAAGCGCUACCAGACGGAGGUGGACCGCAUCAAAGAGGCCGUGAGGGCCAAGAACAUGGCCAGGAGGGGCAACUCUGCUCAGAUCGCUAAGCCCAUCCGCUCAGGACACCACCCUCUGUCCUCUCCUACUGUCUACAGCCACCAGUACAACCACAACAAAUAGACCCAGGACCUGCAUGUACAGACCACCUCAUAGCUGGACCACCAUGGCCCCCUACCUAUCUGCACCCCCCUGCCUGUUCUUGGAACGCCAACCUGGCUCUCAUCUUUUACUGACUGGCAGACAAACCUCCUCCUCAACUAACUCUCUGAGCUCCUGUAUAUAUUUACAUGAUACAGUACAUAUGGCCAUGCAAUGUAAUCGCGUACUGCAUUAACUGCUUUGAGAGCUCUCCAAGUGUACUGUAGUAGAUCUACAGGGGUUGUUCUUGUGAAGCGUCAAAAUGCACCUGUAGAAAAAUCGCAUUGGCAUUUGAGCUCCACCUGCACUGUGUUUUUGCACUAAAAUAGCCUAUCACAAUUAUAAUUUGCACAUUUUCCUCGUUCGCUUACAAUAGAUGUGUAAUUAUAGUCUCUGUUAUCAUUUUCCAAAGCUUUUUGUCUGUUUGGUAUUGCAUAGUCUGUUACAUAGUCUGUUGCAUAGUCUGUUACCUUCAUGAUACAUAACAACUUCCUUAUGAAAGAGGGGCACUACUAGGUUGAUCAUUCAGAGUUAGUGGUAAGUGACAGUGUUCGGCAUGAAUUGUCAGCAUUAGUUACAAUACAGACCUGUCGUUUGUGAUUUACUGGUUUAGUAAUACCUUUUACUUUUGAAAUUGAUAGAAAUACCACACUGUACCAAGGGAUACCAUGGGAUGAUUUACUGGGAAUUUUCGUAGGUGUAGGGUUAAGGUGUAUGGUACUGUCUUCCACCUGCAGCUGAGAUUCUGAUCAGCCAAUCAAAUGUCCCUGCAGUUGGACAGGAGACGUGUAUGUUUUACAUAGACGACAGACCUAGAACUUUCUCUUACAGUGUGGCACCAGUAAAAUGUAAACUGAUGUUCGACCAAGCUGCCCACUGCAAACAGCAGCAGGUUUUGGCUCAUCCUGCUGACCUCAGUGCCUUUAGAAAACUCUUGGAGACUUUUUGACACGCAGUAUUGUUUGUUUCUGACUGACUGAACAAGCCUUUGAGCCUUGAUGACAAAACUAGAAGAAAUCUUGCAAUGGAGAAAUGUGCCCCCUCUCAGAAAUGACCCUCAGAGUUGAAUUUGUUCCUACAUUGCUUUACAUGUUAUUGUAUUUCAGCAUGUUCUUGGGUGUACACAUUAUGUAAAUGUGCUCAUCUGCAAAUGAUAGCAGAUAUCAUGGCAGGACUAAUUAUUUAUGGUUGUAUGGUUUCUGUAUUUAGCUUUCAGUUGUUACAAUGGACAAUGCUGUUGAACAUGGAUGGCUUCAGAAGGAAUAUGGUACGCCUGCUGUACUUGACUGAUAAUGACAGUUACUGUAUAAGUGCAUGU